AUGUUUGCGGACAUUAAGGAGUUCAAGAAAGUAGUAAGAAACUAUGGGGUUAUGAGUAGGACUAAUAUUAGAUUCAAAGUUAACGACGCCAAAAGGGUACAAGAGGAUUGGUAUGAGAAUGAUAUGAUAAGUCCCAUUACAGAUAAGACUCUUAGCGAAAUGCUGAACAAACUUGUACCUCAAAGAAGGAGGAACACCAUGCCAACCAACCAGGAACAAACUUCAAUAUCACAAUUCAUGUUCAUGCCUACUCCCGAGAUUGUUUCAAGCCAAUCUGCAAUCUUUAAUAAGGUAGGGCUAGCUUGUGAUGCACCUGGAAUUUCAAGAGAUGAUGGAAAAGGAGUGGCAUCACCUAAGAUUAGACAUGAUCAGGCAAUGUCGAAAUCAGGAACAAUCUUUUUGGGGGAGAUUGUUGAAGGAAUCGGUGUAGGGUUCGCGAUUUCAGAAAUUGGUGAAAUGGGCAGGUUGAUUCAGAGGCUUGUUCACCAGCAUAUGAAGAGUUCGGCCAUGGAUGAAUUUCGUAUUGAAAAUCACAAAGAUUGGAUACCUUCACCAUUGUCAUUGGCCCAGAGAACAAUAAGGGCAUACUUGAUCAGUGGAAACAAAAUUAAGGCGUACAAAACUAGUGACAAUGCACUAAGAAUAUCUUCAUUUCGACUGACUGGUGCCUUGCUGAACAUCACACUGAAGCUUACAUUGGACUAG
Molecule: messenger RNA, 705 nt
Organism: Fraxinus pennsylvanica
Lineage: Eukaryota; Viridiplantae; Streptophyta; Magnoliopsida; Lamiales; Oleaceae
Source: the annotation of a GenBank genome assembly